UGAAUUUCAGUUAAUCACAACACUCGAUAGUCCAAGCCCAGCAGUUCCCAAAGAUCCCAGUACAAUUCAAGAUGAAGUUCCUUUUCGUGGUCGCUCUUAUUGCCUUGGCCAUUCAGUUGGCUUAUUCUGCAAGUGGUACUGACGAUACUGCCACGACUACCACUGCUGCCACCACUACGACAACCACUGCAGCAACAACGACAACAUCGGCGUCGGCAACCACCUCGACCACUGCCUCAUCCACCCACAAGAAGCGUUGCUGGAAGGGCAACAACUGGUGCCACACUCGCAUUCCGAAUAAGAAGUGCAAGAACCCCAAAAGGUGCCACAAAACCGUCGUGAUUGUGACCCACAGGAAAAAUUAACAU
This is a messenger RNA of Drosophila gunungcola (fruit fly), 368 nucleotides long. RefSeq names its product protein new-glue 1-like. The transcript has a single exon. The coding region runs from base 72 to 365 and encodes 97 amino acids. NCBI's taxonomy places the organism in Eukaryota, Metazoa, Arthropoda, Insecta, Diptera, Drosophilidae. The record is from RefSeq and is a predicted model, not a curated record.